Messenger RNA from Paramecium sonneborni, 1975 nucleotides. The record is from the annotation of a GenBank genome assembly. NCBI's taxonomy places the organism in Eukaryota, Ciliophora, Oligohymenophorea, Peniculida, Parameciidae.
AUGAUUGAAGAAUAUUUAAAAAAAAGACAUUCAGAUGAAUCAUCUUCAGCAUCAUCUGCAGAAUCACUAUCAUCUUCAUCUUCAUCAAAUUCAUCAUCUAGAUCAAGAAGUUCAAGAAAACACUAAUUCAUAAAGAAAAAUCAAAAAUCAAUAAAAAUGUAGUCGAAAAAUUAAUUAUUAAAGACAUAUGCUUCAUUAGAUAAAAUGAAAUAGAAAUAUUUAUAGAAAAUAGGUUAUACUGAUUAAGACAAUCCUUAUGGUGAUAAAAAUUUAGCUAAAUCUUUAAUAUGGAAAAGUAAAUUAGAUGAAAAAGGUUUGAAUGGAAUAUCAGAGCAUGAUUUAAAAGAAAAAUUAGAUGAUAUGUUGAAAGAAAUAGAAAAAUUAAAAUCCUAAAGAUAGAAGAAAUAAGAGGAGAAAAUUAAAUUAGAAGAAGAGAAAAAUAGAUUAAAUAAAGAAAGAUAAAUGGAAAAUUAUAAAUAAUGGAUUGAUAAUGAAGAUGCUUUUUUUGAGAAAGUUGAAAAAUUAAGACCAUUGAUAAGAAUUCAAUAAUAAAGAGAACUUCCAUUUGAUAAAUUUGUAAGAAUAUGUUGUAUAUAUAAAGUAAUGAAAUAAUUUAUUUUAUUUAGGGUUAAAUAGGACAUCAAAAAUAAUUAGAAUAAAUUAUGCAUAAUCCUUCUUAAUUUAUUAAGAAUUUAGGACAUGAAGCAUAAAAAGUUAUUUUGAAUGAAUCAAAAAAAUAAUUUGCAAUAGAAAUAGAUAAUAAAAGUAAUUUUUAAGAUUAUUGGGCAUCUAUAAUUUCAAUUGCAUAAGCAGAAGUAGAAUGGAGAGAAUAAAGAGAAAAAGAUCCAAAAUGUCCAAAGUUUGGAAUUCAAAGUGAAUUUAAAUAGGAUAUAAAGAAAAUGUUUUAAGGUAAAUCAAGAGAAGGAUUAGAUGAAUUAGAAGGAGAAAUAAAUUAAAUGUUAAAUUAUGGAGCUGAAUAUAAAAUAGAUUUUGAUUAUUGGGAAAAGAUAUUAAAAAAAUUAAAAGUUAUUAAAGCAAAAACUAUAUUAAAAAAUUAUUAUGAAGUAUUUUGUAAAGAAUUAAAAUACAAAAGUAUGAGAUAAGAUAAUUAAUUGGUAUUGGAUGUAGGAAUAAAUACAAAAGAUAUAUAAAUUAAUGUAGAAAGAAAUGCAACUGAAAAAUAACAUUAUUAAAUUGAAAUUUAAGAAUAAACUGAAUAUGAAUGUGUUAGUCCAGAACCAGUAGAUUGUGAUGAUUAUAUAUUGGAAAAUGAUGAUUUAAAAUAAUUAACAGAUUAAAGAGUAACAAUUUUAACAGAAUUUUUAAAUAAUGCAAAAGUAGAAUUAGAAAAAUAAUAAUUGAAGAAGAAAAAAGAAAAGGAAAAAGAGAAAGAAAAACAUAUAGGAAAGUAAAAUAAAUUACCUGAUUUUUCUAUACCAAAUAAUAGAAAAUUAGAAGACAUAGUUGAAGGUUUAGAUAUAUUAGCUCAAUAAAUGUUUGAAUAUGAAAGAUCAAAACCUUUAGAAGAAGAUGAGGUUUAUUUUAAUGAGGUGGUACCAUAAAGAUAAGAGCCAUCUUGGGGUUAAAAAUAUAAAUUAAAACGUCCUUAAUAUUUCAACAGAGUUAAGAUGGGUUUUGAUUGGAAUAUGUAUAAUAAAACUCAUUAUGAUGUUGAUAAUCCACCUCCUAAGACUAUUUAAGGAUAUAAAUUUAAUGUUUUCUAUCCAGAUUUAAUUGAUAAAACUUAAGUAUUAUUUAUAUAAUAUUUUAGGCACCUAAAUAUACAUUAGAAACAUGUGAAAAUCCAGAUUAUUGUAUUAUUAGAUUUAUAGCUGGUCCUCCUUAUGAAGAUUUAGCAUUUUAAAUUUUAUGCAAAGAAUGGGAUUACUCAGAUCGUAUGGGUUUCAAAUCAGUCUUUUCAAGGGGAAUACUUCAUUUAUGGUUUAAUUUUAAGAAACCUCGUUAUAGGAGAUGA